AGCAAUGACAACUUCUUUCGAGGCUGGAGAGCCAGAAGGAAAGAGAAAGGCACAAGCCACAUCAUCUGAAAGUUCUAAAGCUGUGAUCAUGGGAGGUGAUGCAUAGCUGGACAUUUUGGACAUAAAACCAAACACUCAUCAUGGACAUGGAGAGAAUUGUCUCAUGGUCCUACAUGGAAGGGCUACAAAUAUAAUGGUGGUCUUUUUGGAAGAGAACUUCAAGAGAUGAAACAUCUCUAAGCAACUCAUUCAGGAGAGGUGGAAACAAUGGAUAGUGGAUAAUCUGUCAGGGAAAACGUAGGAACAUGAGGACUCCAGCUGGUGUCUCGCUGUGGAAAUACUUCAUGUCUAUGGAUUAACAAUACGGGAGACAUUUCCACGAUCAUCCAGAGGCUGUCUGUAUUUUUCUUUUUUUAAUAGUUGUAUUUUCCUUAAGGUAUGGGGCAUCCAGCGCACUGCCCCUGAGCUUUUCAGCCUCCCUGCCUGCGCCUCUCAGCGGCUACUAGUGACAAUGCUGACCGAGCCCGCAAAACCACAGAGAUCAGAGCCGAGACCCAAAACAAGGCCCGCUGGAACCUUCACAGCACAAUGUCCCAGUCAGAUGUGGCUCCGCUGGAGGCCGACAGCUCGCUAUCAGAAACCUCUGGGGUUCCGUUAAAGUGGGCUGCUCUGCUUUUUCUUAUGGUCAUCGUUCCCACCAUUGGUGGGAACAUCUUGGUCAUCCUCGCUGUGUCACUUGAGAAGAAGCUGCAGAAUGCCACCAACUACUUCCUGAUGUCACUUGCUGUGGCCGAUUUAUUGGUGGGACUCCUGGUGAUGCCAAUUGCCCUGGUCACUGUCCUCUACAAUUCUGGUUGGCCCCUUCCUGACUUCAUCUGCCCUAUUUGGCUCUUCCUGGACGUGCUGUUUUCAACUGCAUCCAUCAUGCACUUGUGUGCCAUCUCACUGGAUCGCUACAUUGCCAUCAAGAAGCCAAUACAGCACAGCCAGUAUAAAUCCAGAGCCAAGGCCAUGGUCAAGAUAGCACUGGUGUGGCUUAUAUCAAUUUGUAUAGCGAUCCCUAUUCCAAUCAAGGGGCUCCAGAACUACCAACCCAGAAACAACAUCACCUUCAACAGUAACCACACAUGCCAGCUUAAAACGGACACCUUCCGAGAAUUCAUCAUGUUUGGCUCCAUGGCAGCAUUCUUUGUUCCGCUGAUCAUAAUGAUGGUCAUCUACCUUCUUACUGUCCAUGUGCUGCGCAAAAAGGUCGAUUUACUCAGGUCAAAGGUGAUUCAGCGCUUCAGCUACCAAGCGGUGUCCACAGUAUUCCAAAGGGACCAUGCUGGGACCGCAAAUCAAGUUGACCAGUUUCAUGUGCUGGACAGGCUUUCCAAGAUGCAAGAAAACCCCAAUGUAAGCACGGCAAAGCUUGCUCCCAUCGGUGAAAUUCCCUUCCGCAGAAUGUCCACCAUGGGAAAGAAGUCAAUGCAGACUCUAAGCAACGAGCAGCGUGCCUCAAAGGUGCUGGGCAUAGUCUUCCUUCUCUUUGUGGUCAUGUGGUGUCCCUUCUUCAUCACUAAUGUCACCUCUGUGCUGUGUACCAGCUGUGAUAUCAACAUCAUCUCCCGGCUGAUGGAGAUCUUUGUGUGGGUGGGCUACAUAUCAUCGGGUAUCAACCCGCUCGUUUACACACUCUUCAACAAGACGUUUAGGGAGGCCUUCACACGCUACAUCACCUGUAAUUAUAGGACCUGCGCAAGUCAUCAGCCGGACAGAAAUCCAAAGACCUCAAACGUUGCUCGGACUCUUACGAGAAUUUCAUUCAGAUCUUCCAUGGCCGAAAACUCCAAACUGUUCAUGAAGAGGGGCAUGAGGAACGGCAUUGGGGCAGUAGGCCCCCAAAGUCCACCGAGAUGCCGGUCAUCUGCCCAUUCAUGUAGCGGUGUCAUGUUAGACACAAUGCACUUUGUGGACAGCUACGGUGCCAAGCAGGAAGAACACGUGAGCUGCCUAUGAAGCUACAACACUCCAAUCGAUCUGAGAGCAUCAGGACAUGGCUGGGAUCUUACUGAAAAACCUAUUUUUUCAAAGUCAAAACAGGAUGUUUGCACCACCACCAACUUCAAAAGCUGUUGGACUGUGAUUUUGCAAUGUACUUUCCUUGAUAUAAGACCUGGCUGUAGGGGUUGACCCCACAAUUGUACAAUAUUACAGGACACAAAAACAACAACAACAACAACAACAAAAAACUAAAGCAAAAUCAUGCAUUUUGUUCUUCCACUGUCACUCGAAAUAUAGAAAAACAUGACACUGUUAGCUUUUAGAAACUCAAACAGCUAGCAUCCAAUGUCAAAUUCUGCAUCUGAUGUUAUCCACAGAUCAUUCACUCCCUGACAAUCAAGACCAAGUUGACAAUGCCGAGUCUUUUAAAUUGCAAGGUCAAGAAACAUUUGACAUAAACAGAUAACGUUUUCAAAGGUGAAAUCCAAUCAACUCUUUGUCAUGUUUACAUUCUGUCAAGUGGAAAGAUGAAAAUGCACUUAAUUUGGACUAUAAACCUUCUCAGACCAUAUAUAGCCACUUCGUUUCCUGUCUACAUCUCUAGAAACCAUGCUUUUUGUACUGCCUAAACUGUAUUGACAUGAUCCAGUAUUUUUUUUGUACAA
Molecule: messenger RNA, 2651 nt
Organism: Hippocampus zosterae (dwarf seahorse)
Lineage: Eukaryota; Metazoa; Chordata; Actinopteri; Syngnathiformes; Syngnathidae
Gene: htr2b
Product: 5-hydroxytryptamine (serotonin) receptor 2B, G protein-coupled
Exons: 4
Coding region: 589-2001 (470 amino acids)
Biological process (GO): vasoconstriction; G protein-coupled receptor signaling pathway, coupled to cyclic nucleotide second messenger; chemical synaptic transmission
Cellular component (GO): dendrite; plasma membrane
Molecular function (GO): G protein-coupled serotonin receptor activity; neurotransmitter receptor activity
Source: RefSeq, a predicted model, not a curated record